Messenger RNA from Rhagoletis pomonella (apple maggot), 1854 nucleotides. RefSeq lists its product as uncharacterized. Lineage: Eukaryota; Metazoa; Arthropoda; Insecta; Diptera; Tephritidae. The transcript is spliced from 5 exons. Bases 1 to 1806 code for a protein of 601 amino acids. The record is from RefSeq and is a predicted model, not a curated record.
AUGAGGAAAUCGAUUUGCUUUGUUAAACCUGAAAUAAGUGCUACGCAAGGGGAAGUCAUUUGCACCUAUACUGAUGUUAUACGUAAUUCAGAUUACAAGAGCAAAUAUGGAAAGUCGACCAAAACAAAGGAACCAUACAUUUUGCGUGCUAGUGACUUCGUAAAGGUUGUAUGUCACAGCUCAUCGUCCGGAAAUAGCUGGUACGGCAUGGCCUACGGUAUACGUGAUGGAGUCGCUGUAAAGCCACAAACACCGCCGAAAGUGCCAAUAUAUGCCGGAGUUGCGGUUGCGGAUAUAGCUGCUGAGGACAGCAGUAAUCCAACAGGUUCGAAACACUUCAAUGUGCUUAUGUUUGGUUUUGACUCGCUCAGCCGAAAUGCAUUCCAACGCAAACUACCUAAAACGUACUCGUACCUUGUGCAGCAGUUGAAGUCCAUAGUCUUGCAAGGUUACAAUAUUGUAGGUGAUGGCACACCACAGGCAUUAGUGCCGUUGUUGACAGGAUAUACUGAACUUGAGUUACCAGAGACGCGUACGCGCAUUUCGAAUGCAAUGAACGUGGAUGUUUAUCCGAUGAUUUGGAAAGAAUAUGCACAACAUGGCUACUAUACUUCGUUCAAUGAGGAUGUGCCCAAUAUUGGCACUUUCACAUAUCGCAUGAAAGGUUUUGCUGAUCAACCAGUCGAUCAUUAUUUGCGUAUGCUCUACCUGGAAGCCCCGAAUAUGUGGAAUUGCUGCACAAAACACUGCAUCGGCCACCAACCAGAUCAUGUCGUUAUGUUGGAUUACACCAAGAAUUUCAUGCUAAAAUACAAGGAUUCACCUCGUUUUAUAUUUAGCUUUCAUGGCGGACUUUCGCACGAUUCAAUUAAUUUGAUAGGUACGGCCGACGAUGAAGUGGUAGCUUGGUUACGCUCUUUGAAAGAAGCGCACAUCCUGGACAACACCAUACUUAUUAUGAUGUCAGAUCACGGCAAUAGGUUUGCUGAAGUACGCGCUACACUACAGGGAAAACAAGAAGAACGUCUGCCUUUUUUCAGCUUUGCGUUUCCAAAAGCAUUUCAAAAACAGUUUCCAAAACAAUAUGCAAAUUUUAUAGCGAACACUGAACUUUUGACUACGCCGUUUGACGUACAUGCUACACUUCAACAUAUUCUUGAGCUGCAAACAGGUCUAGAAGACAGUCAAGCGGAGAAUGCAGUUUUAGAUUACUACACACAACCAGUAUCUUCAACCGAGAACCUUGUCCAUCCAAAGUUUAAACAACUUGCACAAAAACGGGCAAUUUCACUAUUAGAAUUAAUACCAAAGAACCGAUCUUGCAGCGAUGCUUACAUCGAGCCACACUGGUGUGCCUGCCUGAACUGGCAGCGAUUGUCGCUCAAUGAAAGCGAAGCACAUACUCCAAUUCUGCUCAAAGCAGCCGCUAGCAUUGUAAUGACCAUUAACGAUUUGACCGAGUCCUACCGUAACCUCUGUGCGCCUCUCGAACUUGAACGUAUCAACUGGGCAUUGCGGCUGCACCCGCAUACUGAGCUUCUAACCUACAAGCAAAACAGCGAUAAGGAUGGCUAUGUUGCCGAUAUGAGUGACAAAAUGCGAAUGCAUGAAGAAUUGUAUCAGCUGCAGAUCGUUGUGGCGCCUGGACAAUCGCUUUUCGAAGCGAGCGUUGCAUAUGACCUGAACACUUUCGAAAUGCAUACAAAGGCCACAGAAAUUUCGCGUAUAAAUAAGUAUGGCGAUCAAGCUAAUUGCAUAUACGAGCGCAAUCCGGAAUUGCGAAAGUAUUGCUUCUGUCGUGCGUAGAUCUUUAAUAUACAUAAAUAUACUAAUACAUAAAUAUAUAUAUACGGU